CUAUCAAUGGUUGUCAUGGUUACAAUGGUGAUGUGCUUUUUUUAAUAAAUUUUGCCUUUCAAGAAAGGAUAAAAUAGCGAGAGAUCAAAAUGACGGGUCCCAGCGGGUCAUUAUGCCGGGUGGGUCGUUAUGCCAGCAAGCUCUGGGGUUUCGCAGAGACUGGACUCACUGGAGUGCGUCAAGGCUGGGGUGCCAUUGCGACCAGAGUGUUGGAGGUUGGUGACUUUGCACAAGCGCCGCGGUCAUACCGGUCAGCAGUGUACGGAGCAGUUCCAAUGGCCGGGGUUGGACAACCAAAGGGGUGCGCAGGGACACAAGGGACCAAUGAACUCAUUGACAUGGAGGUCAAGUACAGUGCACACAAUUACCACCCAGUGCCAGUUAUGUUCUCGCGGGCUAAGGAUGCAAAUGUCUGGGAUCCUGAGGGCAGGCAUUACCUGGAUUUCCUGAGUGCUUACUCUGCUGUCAAUCAGGGGCAUUGCCAUCCUGCCGUGAUGAAGGCCUUGGUUGAUCAGGCUCAGCGACUGACACUCAGCUCCAGGGCAUUUCACAAUGAUCAGUUCCCGGUCUUCGCCAAAAUGUUGACAGACACGUUCGGGUACGACAUGGUGCUUCCCAUGAACACUGGAGCAGAAGGAGUGGAGACUGCACUUAAGCUUGCCCGGAAAUGGGGAUAUGAGAAGAAAGGCAUCCCCAACGACGAGGCUGUGGUGAUCUCAUGCUGCGGGUGCUUUCAUGGCCGCACAAUUGCUGUCAUUUCAAUGAGCUGUGACAACGAGGCUACGGGGAACUUCGGCCCGAUGCUUCCUGGGCUUGUGAAAGUGGAUUAUGGAGAUGCAUCGGCCCUGCAAAAGGCACUUGAGGAACAUGGCGAUCGUGUGUGUGCGUUCCUUUUUGAGCCCAUUCAAGGAGAAGCAGGGGUGGUUGUGCCGGUGGAUGGCUAUUUGAAGGAUGUGAGAAGGCUCUGCACAGAACACAAUGUGCUGAUGAUGGCAGACGAAAUUCAGACGGGCAUGGGAAGGACAGGGAAGAUGCUUGCAUGCGAUUGGGAGGAUGUUCGCCCAGAUGUUGUGAUCUUAGGAAAGGCAUUGGGAGCUGGAGUCAUUCCUGUGAGCGCGGUGCUUGCAGAUAAAGAGGUUAUGAUGUGCAUCAGGCCUGGCGAACAUGGGAGCACAUUUGGUGGCAACCCAUUGGCAAGUGCUGUUGGGAUGGCGGCAGUGGAGGUCGUGAAGUCUGAGAACCUGGCGGAGAGGUCUGCCAUUCUAGGGGAGGAAUUCCGGCAACACUUGGAGAAGAUCAGACAGAAAUUUCCUCAUCUGAUAUCCAAAGUGAGAGGAAAAGGACUUCUCAAUGCUGUGGUGAUGAAUCAACAAGGUCUAGGAGGCGUAUCCGCCUAUGAAAUUUGCGUCGGUCUGAAGGAAAGAGGAAUAUUGGCGAAGCCCACACACGACACAAUCAUUCGGUUGUCUCCACCUCUUACAAUCAGUGCACAAAACCUGAAGGAUGCAGCAGAUGCUUUUGAAGCAGUUCUGGAGCAUGAUCUACCCGGUGGAACCGAGGUGGAGAGAGUAUUGCUUGAAUCAAUAGAGGCAGCAGGAUAGGAACCGCCAUUCCCGUGUCGAAAUGUACAGAGUUCGUUCGUUCGUUCGAAGACAGUGUCAAUGUUGAUCGCGGUGAGUGGGUUAGGAGGAGAAAGAAUGCUGGUGGGUGGGUUAUGAUGAGAAGAAUGUGGGUGGAUGGGCUAUGAUGGGCUGUGACGAAGCCCUUGCUACGUGUGGUGAAACAUGAUUUGAUCAAUUUUGAUGUGAUUUUCUGACACCGUACAAUACCAUUUGCGGCUGGUCAUCAUGGCCGACGAGAGGUGGCGAUACUACACCGUGGAGAAUUCUCUAGCUGUGGCUCAACCCCCCCAGGUGGCAGGGGUAAUCAAGAAAGUUGUUACCCGUUGUGCCAGGGGUAAUCAAGAAAGUUGUUACCCAGGUGGCAGGGGUAAUCAAGAAAGUUGUUACCCAGGUGGCAGAGGUAAUCAAGAAAGUUGUUACCCAGGUGGCAGAGGUAAUCAAGAAAGUUGUUACCCUUUGUGCCAGGGGUAAUCAAGAAAGUUGUUACCCAGGUGCCAGGGGUAAUCAAGAAAGUUGUUACCCAGGUGCCAGGGGUAAUGGAGUUAUUGAAGUUGUUAAUCUCAACGCGGGUCAGCUGUAAGUCUGCAAUAGAGUCGUCGUUAAACAGUUUGCAAGCUGAGGCAAAGCUGGUCAUGGCGACAACGAACGGCUUGUCAGAGAAUGGCGUUGUGCGGCAGCAUGGGAUCUUGUGCUGUUGUCUCGGCAGGAAGGGGGAGGUCUGAGUUCUUCUCUCCAACGAAGUCUGGCUUGCGAAUGCGAUUCUUAAUUCUUCUUCUGCAGGGGAAGGGUCUUCUGAUCAGCAAGGACGGCAGGGAGGGGUAUAGAUAGAGAAGCUUGUCACAGGCCAACUCGGUACGAAGGAGGGAGAGAAAGCUCCGCUCCAUCGCGAUGACAGUCAGCCACAUGAGGAAGACCCGGUACUGUCACCUACCGUCUUCACCCGAAUGUAACCGAAUAGAACGCCCCGAAUGUAACCGAAUAGAACGCCCGGUCAUUAUCGCUGCAUCUGGCACAACCUCCAGUCCAGAUGCACAGCUGUAAUGACCGGGCGUUCUAUUGGAGUGAAGACAUAUUGGGGUGAAGACAGCAUGCAAAUAUUUGGCCUGCUGCUAUGCCGGACCACUGCACCGGAAUUUGCACAGCUUGUUGAACCAGUAUAAUAGGUUGCACAGUUGUGCCGCUUGUGUGUUUCCAUGUCGUAGCAGAUGGUAUGACGUGCCGAGAAUCAUAAGUGUGUUGUGGUUACUGGUAGCGACUUCUGGUGUGUAAGGAUGCUCGCUCCGAUCCUAUCCUGUGAGGAGCUUUUUUUUUUUUUUUUUUUUUUUUUUUUUUUUUUUUUUUUUUUUUUUUUUUUUUUUUUUUUCAGCAGUUUUUUUUUUUUUUUUUUUGGGGGGGGGGGUCGGAACGGAUUCUUCACUAGAUCGAAUUUUUAGCGAAAAGGUGGAGAAAGGUGUAUCUUGUGAGGAGUUGUGAUGCUGAGGACUAUGUCUCUAACCAGAGCAGCAGCAGCAGCAGCAGCAAUGGAAUCGAAAUCGUCCUAAGAUUGGCAACACACAGGAGGUGGAGAAGUUGUGCAGAACGCAGUGCAUGACGUUCACGGCAGAAUGGAAUAGUCCCAAGAGGGCCAGUGCAGAAUGGAAUUGUCCCAAGACUGAAUACAGGUGGGUACUAGCUGGAUGAAGCAUGGGAGUUGGGGGAGUGUUUGGCUAUCAAUACGAUAGCCGUACGAUUCAUUGUGCCGGCCAAGCACGAUUCAUUGUGCCGGCCAAGCACGAUUCAUUGUGCCAGCCAAGCACGGCAACGAGGGCCUGGCUGAGGUGUAGAUAAGCAGCGUUGUCUGUGUGAACUGUAGAUAAGUAUAAGUGCCAUCAAGUA
Molecule: messenger RNA, 3497 nt
Organism: Chara braunii
Lineage: Eukaryota; Viridiplantae; Streptophyta; Charophyceae; Charales; Characeae
Source: the annotation of a GenBank genome assembly